GACGGGUUGGACGGGUUGGACGAAAAGACGGGCAUUCAGGAAGCCAGGACGACGUCUCGUCGGUCUCGUCUCUUUGGCUGCUUGAGUUGCUUCGGUUGUGGCUUGUAGGAUGUACGUCGCCUCCUCUUCCUCCUCCUCCUGCUUGUCCUACUCUGUGAGCUCGCCUUGUUCAUCAUCUCCUCGUAGGUCCUCCUAGCUGGAAUUCUGUAGCUCUGUUACCUCGGUCUCCUGCUCGUCGUGGACAGGAUCAGCUUGGUGGUGAUGGCUCUGCUCUAAUGAGGGAAGGAAGCCUGAGUUUGGACAAGAUUUGGUUCUGGAUCUGCCUCAUGGAACUAGGCCUUGGAAGUGGAUCCUACCUCUGGUGAAUGUAUGGCCACGGGUUCCCUCAUCCUCCUGGAGCUCGAAUCUCGUGGUAGUGUGUAGGAUUUCAACCCAGGGUGUGGAAAUUAGCUCUGGAUGAGUGUAAAGUGAAUCUCCGUGUUUCUGGGUGUUCUUGCCACUAUGACUCCACUGUUGUAGCCCUUUGGGGCUUGGAACAAAUCGCAUUUUGAAGUCACGCCAGUUCUUUCCGAGGAACUUGUAAAUCUAAGACAAAACUUCAGACACAUCUUUAUAAUAUACAUACUCAAACCCUCAUACAUACCCACCCCGAUUCAAUCAAGUACUCCUUCAAGUCACACACAUACCCAUACACAUCACGCCCACCUACCCGCAGUCAGGUCAACAUGGCUCGUACUGGCUCCGUUCCGCCCGAUGUGAUCAACCUCAGACUCAUUUUGGUCUCGGGCAAGACCAGGGACUUUCAAUUCCGCCCAUCACAAUCCGCGGGAGAAAUAGCUCAAUACGUCUAUGACAAUUGGCCACAAGAUUGGACGCACGAGACCGUCAGCAGUGCUGAGAUACUUAGACUAAUCUAUCAGGGUCGAUUUCUUCACGGUAAUGUCACCCUCGGAGCUCUGGGGUUGCCCACGGGGAAAACCACAGUAAUGCAUCUGGUUCCAAGAGAGAGCCUGCCAGAACCAAAUUCUCAAGAUGAUGAGAAAAAGAAGAAAAGUCGGGCGAGUUCGUGCUGUUCGUGUUCCCUACAAUGAUAUAUUAGGAAAUGCUAGCGUAUGUUGUGAUUAUGUCAGAAUUAUGUAAUAAUUGUAAUGAUAGAUAACAUAUGGACAUACAAAAUAUAUAUUUAUCUGCUGAA
Molecule: messenger RNA, 1195 nt
Organism: Tigriopus californicus
Lineage: Eukaryota; Metazoa; Arthropoda; Copepoda; Harpacticoida; Harpacticidae
Product: ubiquitin-like protein 3
Exons: 3
Coding region: 726-1091 (121 amino acids)
Molecular function (GO): protein binding
Source: RefSeq, a predicted model, not a curated record